Messenger RNA from Paramecium sonneborni, 273 nucleotides. The record is from the annotation of a GenBank genome assembly. NCBI's taxonomy places the organism in Eukaryota, Ciliophora, Oligohymenophorea, Peniculida, Parameciidae.
AUGGAUUUUACUAGUGUCAAAUUUCAGAUAACGAUCGCCCAAAUAAAAUAAGAAGAAUUCUUAUAUUAAGGAGAUAAAGUUUAAAUUCAAACAAAUGAUAAAUUACUCGAUUUUAAAUUAAAAAGCAAAAGGGGGUAAUUGAUUAAGAAAAUCAUGCCUAUUUCUAUAAUGUAGAUAAAGAAGAUACCUAAAGAUUAAUAAGAUUUAGACUAGAGUAUUCAAUCAAUUUUAAGGUAAUUAAAUAAUCUAGUAUAUAGAGUGCAAUUCUUUUGA